AUUCGUUUGCAAAAAACGGGGUCAAAGUCACGAUCCCUUCGUUUGAAUGAAGAAGCGUAAAAACAUUUCUUUCUCAUUUUUUCAAAGCUCAUGUUUUUACGAUUUUUCAGGACAACUAGACUUACUUUGGAACAGCUAAACGCGCUUGCACCAGUGGAAUUUCACAAGGCUUUUGAAAACGUGAUAGAAUGUUGGCCAGAGGCGGCUGUUUUCUGCUCUGCAUUACUGCCGUUCAAGAGCUUUACCACGAUGACGAACGCAUUCGAAAACUACAUCGAGCGUCUGCCGACGGAAUCUAAGCUAAAGAUCCUGCGACUUCAUCCGGAUCUUGCCGGCAAGCUGUUGGACACCAACCAGCUCACCAAGGAGUCCUCGAGCGAACAAAACGCGGCCGGUUUAGACAGUUUGUCGGUGGAAGAAAAGACAAAGCUGACGGAAUAUAAUGAACG
Messenger RNA from Anopheles cruzii, 449 nucleotides. RefSeq names its product 2-oxo-4-hydroxy-4-carboxy-5-ureidoimidazoline decarboxylase-like. Gene Ontology annotation, molecular function: carboxy-lyase activity. The transcript has a single exon. The annotation marks the transcript as partial. The record is from RefSeq and is a predicted model, not a curated record. Lineage: Eukaryota; Metazoa; Arthropoda; Insecta; Diptera; Culicidae.